Elgaria multicarinata webbii is the source of this 483-nucleotide messenger RNA. RefSeq names its product chibby family member 3 (gene CBY3). NCBI's taxonomy places the organism in Eukaryota, Metazoa, Chordata, Lepidosauria, Squamata, Anguidae. The record is from RefSeq and is a predicted model, not a curated record. The transcript has a single exon. The coding region runs from base 1 to 483 and encodes 160 amino acids.
AUGGAAGCCAUUUCUCACGUUCUGCAGGAUAUGCGUGAUUACUGGGCUGAUCAUUUCUCUCGUAGAUUUUUACCCAGAAGACCAACACUUCGCCAAGCAACCUCCUUGUCCACUUUCUAUCUGUUGGACUACAAAACCCGGCAAGCUGAACUUGGAAUGGAUUACGGUCCUCCAUGUGCUCAGCUGAGCAAAGCAAAGUUUGUCUUCCAGGAUGGUGAGUGGCAGAGUGACAGUGUCCCUCAACAGAUGCCCUUACUGCAGUUAUUCUCCUCCCCUGACAAGCAAUCACCUAACAAGGCCCUGAAGAAAGCCAACAAAGCAUUACUGGAAGAGAACAACUACUUGAAGCUACAACUCGAGCUGCUGAUGGACAUGUUGACAGAGACCACAGCAAGACUACACUCCGUAGAGAAAAGGCUGGACACCACUUCAUGGCAUCCAAAGAUUAAAAAGACAAACAAGGUGCUGAUGCUUCGGUCUUAA